AUGGCAGAAGUUGAGAUAGAUGACAACGUGGUGUUUGCAGUACUACUAUGUUCGUAUGUAAUUGCUAUGGAAGAAGAGGAAGAGCAGCAGAUAAACAAUGUACAACCUCAUCAAAAAAGAGUUAAAAGAGCUGCACACAGGCAAUUUUGGGUGCGACCUUGGCUAACAGAGGGGAGAAGACAACAGUUCGGCCACUUCUCUAAUCUUCUGGACAGUCACUUGAGGCUUGAGGAUCCAGCAGCAUUCCAAAAUUAUACACGGCUAACGCCAGAGCUUUUUGAUGAAGUCUUGCAGAGGAUAACCCCAGAGAUUGAGAGGGAAGUCACAAGUUUUAGGCAACCUCUCUCACCUGCAUUGAAACUGGCAGUGACCCUGAGGCACCUUGCCACUGGAGAUGGCUAUCGGUCACUUGCAUAUGCAUUUAGGUGUGUAGUGUCCAGUAUCUCAAAAAUGAUCCCAGAAGUGUGCCAGGCAAUUGUACAAGCAUACAAAGAAGAGGUGUUUAGCUUACCUGUGUCUCCUGAAGCCUGGAAAGCUUUAGCUGUUCAGUUUGAGCAGAGAUGGAACGUCCCCCAUGCAGUUGGCGCCCUAGAUGGUAAACACAUUGCUAUCAAGAAGCCACCUCAAACUGGCAGUAUGUACUUUAAUUACAAAGGUUUCUUUUCAAUUCCACUUCUUGCUCUGGUGGAUGCAUGUUACAAGUUUGUAUGGAUCGAGCUUGGUGGAAAAGGACACAUGUCAGAUACUCAGAUAUUUGGUGACUCAGAGUUGUUCAACGGCCUGGAAGAGAACGCCCUAGGACUACCCCCACCCUGUCCUCUGACUUCAAGCCCUGAUGACUUCCAGGACAUGCCUUUCUUUAUUCUAGGAGAUGAUGCCUUUGCUCUUCGAAACUACCUCAUGAAACCAUAUAGCAGAAGACAAAUGUCCAGAGAAGAGAGGAUUUACAAUUAUAGAAUUUCAAGGGGAAGGAGAGUGGUAGAAAAUGCAUUUGGGAUUCUAGCUAAUAGAUUCAUGUGUCUUCUAAGGACUUUAGAACAGAAGACCGAUACUGUGAAGGAUAUAGUGGAGGCAACAGUGAUUCUGCACAAUCUUCUCAGGCUGAGACAUCCAGGUAUCGUUAUUCAAGAAGUGGACCAUGAGGAUUUAAACCACGAUAUCAUCCCAGGGGCGUGGAGAGACCAGGUGGAUUGGCCAGAUGUGGACCAACCAAAUGCACCUCGCAAUACAGCUACAGGAGAUGGAAAAUAUCAUAGGGAACUCUUGAAGAAAUUUUUCAGCUCACCACAAGGUGCGGUCGAUGGCGGGGCUUCAUGA
Saccostrea echinata is the source of this 1317-nucleotide messenger RNA. RefSeq names its product putative nuclease HARBI1. The record is from RefSeq and is a predicted model, not a curated record. The transcript has a single exon. The coding region runs from base 1 to 1317 and encodes 438 amino acids. Lineage: Eukaryota; Metazoa; Mollusca; Bivalvia; Ostreida; Ostreidae.